This is a messenger RNA of Malassezia pachydermatis, 636 nucleotides long. RefSeq names its product mfs monocarboxylate transporter. Gene Ontology annotation, cellular component: fungal-type vacuole membrane. Gene Ontology annotation, biological process: transmembrane transport. Gene Ontology annotation, molecular function: transmembrane transporter activity. The coding region runs from base 1 to 636 and encodes 211 amino acids. The transcript is spliced from 3 exons. The record is from RefSeq and is a predicted model, not a curated record. NCBI's taxonomy places the organism in Eukaryota, Fungi, Basidiomycota, Malasseziomycetes, Malasseziales, Malasseziaceae.
AUGUUUGCAUUAGCUAUUGUGACAACAGGUACAUCAACUGGUGGUAUGAUUUUUCCUGCUAUUGCCGAGCGACUGCUAAAUACCACGGGUUUUGGCUGGAUGAUUCGCGUGAUGGGAUUUGUUAUGCUGUUUAAUGCCAUUAUAAUUCUUCUCCUACUCCGACCGCGAGUGCCUCCCCGAAAGGGCGGACCAUUCGUGGAAUGGAAGGCAUUCCUAGAUCCUGUGUAUACAUUGUAUGUCGCAGGUGCCUUCUUCUGUAUCUGGGGAAACUUUGUUGUCUAUUUCUACAAUCGAUCAUUUGCUCGCAAUAUUCUUCAUACGUCCAGCGAUACUUCUUUUGAGCUUUUACUGGUUAUGAAUGCGAUUGGAUACCCUGGUCGGAUUAUUCCCGCAAUUAUUGCCGACCGAUACCUUGGGCCUGUCAAUACCCUUAUCCCGGCGGCUUUGCUUUCGGGUAUUGUCAUGGGAACAUGGAUGGCAGUAGAUAAGCUGCAAGGUGAAUGGGCGUUCACGAUUGUGUAUGGCUUCUUCUCGUCUGGUGUUAUGGGACUUGUCCCGUCGGCAUUGUCCAGCCUUACGGAUGAUCUCUCCAAGCUGGGCAUUCGGAUGGGGUUGGCAGAGCGACGUGCUCGAUAA